Molecule: messenger RNA, 2767 nt
Organism: Moneuplotes crassus
Lineage: Eukaryota; Ciliophora; Spirotrichea; Euplotida; Euplotidae
Source: the annotation of a GenBank genome assembly
GAAAAAGAUUCAAAGAAACAGACUUAUGAGUCCUGAUCAUCUGAGGGAAAUAAAACCAAUUUUGAAUGUAUCAUACACAAAUCUAAGGAAGGCUACUUCGCCGAAAAUAGAGGCUAAGAGCUUUGACUCUAGAGAGACUUCAAAGAAAGAUAGCAAAAAUCUUAAAGUCAGGAUAUCCUCUAAAAAUGGUGAAAUGAGUUUGCUUGAUGAAAAAGAGAUUGAGAAAGCAAGAGAUUCGUUAAUUGAUAAAAGAAAAGAGCUCAGAACUACUUCUCAUUCGUUCAUCGGAUUGACAAAUAAUAAAAAUUAUCAACAGAGAAGCAAGCAAAUUUUAUGGACAGGCAAUGUACCUUCACAGAUACAUCAUCGAAAUUCUCAAAAACUGUUGGAUAAGCAGUUCGAUAGAACAUUGACUGAAAACUUAGGAAGGUCAUUCUCAAAACCAAAAAUCAAGAGCAGAGUUGGUUUUGAAUAUCGAUCCAAAAAGCCGACCCUCUCAUGAUCCAAAAGCCUUAUUAAAAAUGCUCCACAGAAGGCUGGAUUUAACUUUGACCCAGAAAAUACAAGGAAUUGUAUAUCUCCUUCUCCAAGUGAUCCUGCAAGAGUAAAUUUGAAAUCUUCAUCUACUGGAGCAUUUUCAACUCAGAAAAACUUCUUUCGGACUUCUCAUAGUCAAAAGCUUACAAGGAGACUUCAAUAUGAGAUUUCAAGGAUCGAAGAAUUCCUCGAUUCAGUUGACUUAGCAACAAAUGGGGGUAAUAUUGAGCAGUUACAGAAGGCUAUUUCAAAAUAUUGAGAAACAAUUGAAGACUUUUCAGAUACUAUUACAGGGUUCCAAUUUCCUCACGAAAUACCUAAGAAGUUGGGACAACCUCAAAGCAUGUCUGGUACAUUUUAUGGCGAUAAUGUAAUGAGUAAAGCUCCUGGUGUGGAAGGACUUCUCAAAAGAAUCUCGAGGGAAAUCCAAAAUUAUGCACUCAAAAUAUCAUCUAUAUCUAAAUAAAUCUGAAUCUCAGAUUACAAGGAUCACAGAAAUCUGAAAUAAGAAAUUAGAGGAAAAGAAAAUCUGACCUAAUUGAAAUGGAAGAACCUUCCUAAAGCUCGAAGAAAAUCAUGUUAGCAGAACAAGACAAUUCUUGGAUUAUGUAAAUUUAAAGAUCAACGAGAUCGAUAAUCAAAUGAGCUUGACUGGGUCUACCUAUAAAUAAGACUGAUGUCAACAUGAUUCAAGAAGGAAGAGAUCCUCCUGAUUUUAUUCUAAAAGAAAUAAUGUCUUCGUUGAUGUUUCUGAUUGAGGAAGAAAAUAUUAAGUAUUCAAGCAACGACAAGAAGUAUGUAGGAACUUCCUCAGCUAAACUAGACUCAGAGAUCUACACAACAUAUCAUGAAAAGAUUCUUGACUUGAUUAAAAGGCUAUGUCUCAAGAAAUAUUUCGAAAAGGACACAAAGGAAGUUUCUUGUCAAACUGUUAACAUGUCUAAACUUCUUGAACGAAAAGACAGGCACAUCGAGUCACAAGAACGUGCUAUCGAAAUGUACCUAAACCAGUGCUUCAAGCUAGAAGACAAAUGCAACAACCUUUACGGCGAAGUCAUGAUUCGUAGGAGGAAAGAGAAAGAAAUGAUAGAGGAAAUCCAGAGAAAAGAAGACUCACUUCAAGAAUUCAAGGAUGAGAUCUUUGGAAAGGAUAACGCAAUUAAGAUCCUCAUUGAAAGGAGAUACAAAAUGGAUAUUAUGAUAAAGAAAUUAGAAGAUGAUAUUUUCAUAAAAGAGCAGUUUCUGAAAUCACAAAGAGUUCAGCUUGAUAAAGCAAUAAAGGAGAUUUCAAGUUUGAAGGAGAAGUAUUCAGUUCAUAGUAGUUCAAAAUCUAUCACAGACUCUGAACAAAAGAACCAGCUAACUCCAGUAGAUGAUAAUGGAAAGAGAAGGAGAUUUCAGUCAUUUAACCCUUUGAACAAAAGAUCUUACAGUAGAUUAAGUGAAAACUAUUCCCAAGCUAGUGAGAGAAAUGGAGUCCGAUCGCUUGGGAAUAACUUACAAAGCGAGUCUGAUCCCAAAACUCCGAUUAAAAGAAACGAAGACCUCAAAAAAUUUUCUGAUAUAGAAGAGAAUGGAAGCUCUCAUGAAUUUGAGUCUAAAUCAUCAAUAGAGAAUAUUAGAAAGCAUAGUAAAAAGAAAUCUCAAAAAUCAAAAUCAAGGAAACAGCUGUCUAAAUAAGGAAGAUGGGUUCAAUAAGAAAAUUACAGUUAGCAGACUUGAUGAUGGCAAAAAUGAUCCAUCAAUCAAAACUUCACAGAAAGAAACUAGAAGUAAAUUUUUCAAAGGACAAAAAAGAAAUAUGGAUAUAUCAAUAGUCUUUAAGAAUCCAGAAAGAUUUGAUAAAGAAGAUGAUGAUUCUUCAAAACAAGCUUCACCUUGCUUCCCAAAACGCAAAAACAUACCUCAUAAUUCAAAUCAUCCACCCAAACCUUCAAAAAUAUCGAAAACGCCUCUCAGCAUUCUCCAAAAGCCAAAAACAUCUCAAAACCCUUCCCUUAUCCACAAAACUCGUAAGAUCUACAAAAAUCCUAAGCUACCCCUUCCAUCCCUUGAAAACCCCUCUGCAAAGGCUUUGACCCCUUCAGAACCCUUCAAUAUCUCUCAAAACUGCUCUUGCAAAGGCAUAUGUCCUCACUUGCUCCGUUCAUCAAAGAUGUCUAAGUCUAAAAACCCUCGCAAGCUACUCAAGAUUGCUCAUAAAAGAAUUGGCUCUGAUAUUGCUACCUAA